This is a messenger RNA of Mastomys coucha (southern multimammate mouse), 2803 nucleotides long. RefSeq names its product zinc finger protein 260-like. Bases 294 to 2165 code for a protein of 623 amino acids. Gene Ontology annotation, molecular function: DNA-binding transcription factor activity, RNA polymerase II-specific; RNA polymerase II cis-regulatory region sequence-specific DNA binding. Gene Ontology annotation, biological process: regulation of transcription by RNA polymerase II. Lineage: Eukaryota; Metazoa; Chordata; Mammalia; Rodentia; Muridae. The record is from RefSeq and is a predicted model, not a curated record. The transcript is spliced from 2 exons.
AGUAUGUCAUCCUAUGCAUUGUCUCAUAAGAGCAGCAAUGCUUAACUUCUGACACAUUUCUAUAGUACUUCUAGAAGAUGUUGUUUGUCCUCAAAUAUAUCCUAUGACUCAUGUUUAUCACAACGUGCCUCUUAUUCUUUAAGACUUUUUUAUCUAGGAAAACACUUUUGUCUGGCAGCACAUGAUAAACAGGUAAUUUUCUAUUACAGGGUCAGUUAACAUUCAAGGAUGUGGCUGUGGACUUCUCACAGGAGGAAUGGGAAUGUCUUGACUGUGCUCAGAGGACAUUGUACAUGGAUGUGAUGUUGGAGAAUUACAACAAUCUGGUUUUUGUGGGGAAUCAUUGCAUGUGUCCUAAAUAUGAGAACAUGUUGGAUCAAGAUCUACAGCAUAUUGUCCACGAGCAUGUAAAUAUCAAAGUGAAAUCUUAUAAAUGUCAUGAGCUUGGCAAAAUCAUUCAUGACUCCGCCCAAAGUGCACCUUAUGAAACUAACCUCAGGGCUACAUCUGUUGAGUCAUCAAAUCAAAGCAGACAUGAAACUGGAAACAAUAGAGAACCUUGCAAAUAUCAAAACCCUGUAAACUAUUUAAAUUUGUGCUCUACCAAGAGUCUAAAUCAAGGAAGCAACAUAGGAAAGAAAGAGUACAAUGGUGCAGAGCUUAAUAAGGUUUUUGACUCUAAAGGAACACUCAUGUUGAAACAAACCAAAAGUGGAAAGAAACCUUACAAAUGUCAUGAAUGUGCCAAAUGUUUUGCCAAGAAAUGCUGGUUUAGAAAACAUCAGACAAUUCAUACAGGAGAAAAACCUUACAAAUGUAGUGAAUGUGACAAAUCCUUUACCCAAAAAGGCAGUCUUAGUAUUCAUCAGAGGUAUCAUACAGGAAAGAAACCUUACAAAUGUACUGAAUGUGAGAAAUGCUUCAUUCAAGUUGGUGAUCUUAGAAGACAUCAGAGAAUACAUACAGGGGAGAAACCUUACAAAUGUAGUGAAUGUGACAAAUGCUUUAGCUACAAAAGCAGCCUUAGAAGUCAUCAGAGAAUUCAUACAGGAGAGAAGCCUUACAAAUGUAGUGAAUGUAACAAAUGUUUCACCCACAAAGGCAGUCUUAGUAUUCAUCAGAGAAUUCAUACAGGAGAGAAACCUUACAAAUGUAGUGAAUGUGACAAAUGCUUUACCCAAAAAGGCAGUCUUAGUAUUCAUCAGAGAAUUCAUGCAGGAGAGAAACCUUACAAAUGUAGUGAAUGUGACAAAGGCUUUACUCUAAAAUGCAGUCUUAUCAUUCAUCAGAUAAUUCAUACAGGAGAGAAAGCUUACAAAUGUAGUGAAUGUGACAAAUGCUUUACCCUCAAAAGUGAUCUUAGUAUUCAUCAGAGAAUUCAUACAGGAGAAAAACUUUACAGAUGUAGUGAAUGUGACAAAUGCUUUACAAAGAAAUAUCGUCUUAGAAGUCAUCAGACAAUCCAUACAGGAGAGAAACCUUACAAAUGUAGUGAAUGUGACAAAUCUUUUACCCUGAAAGGCCAUCUUAGAAUUCAUCAGCGAAUUCAUACAGGAGAGAAGCCUUACAAAUGUAGUGAAUGUGACAAAUGCUUUACUCAAAAAUGCAGUCUUACUAUUCAUCAGAAGAUUCAUGCUGGAGAAAAACCCUACAAAUGUAGUGAAUGUGACAAAUACUACACUCGCAAAAGCCAUCUUAAUGUUCACCAGCGCAUUCACAUAGGAGAGAAACCUUACAAAUGCAGUGAAUGUGACAAAUGCUUUACCAACAAAUAUUGUCUUAGAACUCAUCAGAGAAUACAUUCAGUUAAUAAACCUUACAAGUGUAGUGAAUGUGACAAAUCUUUUGCCCUGAAAACCAGGCUCAGGUGUCAUCAGAUAAUUCAUACUGGAGAAAAACCAUACAAAUGUAAUAAAUGUGGCAAAUACUUUACCCAAAAAGGCAGUCUUUUUAUUCAUCAGAGAAUUCAUACAGGAGAGAAACCUUACAAAUGUAGUGAAUGUGACAAAUACUUUACCCGCAAAAGCAGUCUUAAUGUCCACCGGAGAGUUCAUACAGGAGAGAAACCUUACAAAUGUAGUGAAUGUGACAAAUGCUUUUCCCACAAAGGUGAUCUUAGAAAACAUCAGAGAAUUCAUACAGGAGAAAGAACCUCACAAAUGUGAAUGUGACAUGUGCUUUACCUAAAAAUUCAGUCAUCUUAUUCAUUUGAGUAUUCAUACAGGAGAGAAGCCUUACAAAUAAAGUGAAUGUGACAAAUGCUUUAUCCACAAAAGCGGUCUUAGAAUUCAUCAGAGAAUUCAUGCAGAAGAAAAACUUUAAAAAUAUAGUGAAUGUGACAGAUUCUUUAGCCAGAAUCUGUCUUAGCACUCAUCAGAGAAUGCAUACAGUAGAGCAACUUCACAAAUGAAGUGAAUGAGAAAAUCUAUUCCCAAGGAAGAUCAUCUUAGAAUUCAUCCGAGACUACAUAUAGGAGCAGGACCUUAUAAAUGUAGUAAAUUUACAAAUCUUUUAUUUUGGGUACAUCACUUAGAAUACAUCAAAGAAUGUGUACAGGAUAAAAACCUUAUGAAUGCAAAGUAUGAAGAAAGGUCUUUACCCAAAUCUCAGAUCUAAGAAAAUACCUGGAAAUUAAUAGUCGGACAAAAAGUGUUCACUGGAAAAAAAUUUGGCAUUUGCUUUAUCCAACUCAUAUUGUUUGCAACACUUGAGGCUCCACACUAGAGAAUUAUUAUAUAUGUGAGGAAGAUGAGAAAGCAUUUAAAUAAUCCUCAAAUCUUACAAACUACCCAGAGUUUAUGCU